CCUCUCUCUUCUCUACCUCUCGUCUCGUAUGUAUAGCGAUGGUACCAACCAACUGAUAUGCACACUAUGGACACACAAUACGAUAGAUACGCCCUGUGUGGCGUAUCGAUCGAUCGGGCUCUCUCCCUCUGUCUGCUGCCACGCUACCCACCCGCCCUGCGAUUGUUGGGACCGGUGGUUUUGGCGUUGAACGCCUCGGCCUUCUGCACAUCCUCGUUGUGCCCCAGCCACUCCACGAUGGCCUUGUUCACCUCGUCAGGACGCUGAACACACACCACAACACUCACACACAACAGAUGUGAUGUGGCAUCCAGUGUGGCCUUAUAUCAUCCGGCGCGCCUUCACCUCACCUCGUCCAUGGGGCAGUGUCCCGUUCCAUCGAGCACUUGCAGCUCCACACGAGGGUUGUACCGUGGGAAUGACGUCCCGGGAUGCCGCCCACGGUCCAGCGGUGUCCACGGGUCGUCUCUGCCCCAAAGGGCCAGGAUGGGCACGUCCAGGUCCUUGAGGACCUCCUCAGGCGUCGGGCCGGCCGGGCCUCGCAGGAUGCGUAGGAAGACGCUGACGGCGUUCUCGUCGCGGGACGGGCCGAGGAGGGUCUCCAUGAGCUCUGGUGUGACGGCCUCCUUGACGGCAUACACCUGGCUGAGCGUUUGCUUGAGGUUCGUGGGGUCGCGGACCUGCACACACACACGGACGGUACACACGGACGGGAAGAGAUGAGUGGAAUGGCACGUGAUGUGUGGUGUGAUGCAUUCAUUGUCUGUCUGUCUGUCUGUCUGUCUGUCUGUCGGUUGCCCUUCCUCCAUCCCUCUCCCCAGCCCACCCGAUCGAAUAGCCGUGGUCCCAGCCAGUCGCUGAAUAGUAUGUUCUGCACUAAGAACCACAGCGGCCGACCCCACAGUGGCAAAUCCUCAUAGCGCACUGUCGUCAGACCACCCGCACUGUUGAGCACUGCAGUUCACCCACACACACGAUGGAUGACAACACGUGGUGUGACACAGAUGCAUAGGCACACCAUGAGGAGCAUAGCACACGCGUGUGAGCUCACGUACAUAUGACGGCAGCGCAGUCGUCCUUGAGUGUCUGGGCGGUCAUCAUUGAGAUGAGGCCGCCGAUGGAGUUGCCGCCGACAACCCACUUCUCGCCCGGGAAGCGGCUCUUGUCCCGUAUGAAGUCCACCAGCAGCUCAGAGAAGAGCUCCAGCGUGUAGCUCAGCGACGGCUUGUCAGACGCACCAAAGCCUGAUGGAUGGCACACACACCACCACACACAGCACACCAACCAUACACGGACACAGCUCCUGGAUGGUGCAGUGCAGUGCUGUGGUGUGCUGACCGAGUAGGUCGAUGGCAUACACCCGAUAGCCCGCCGCAGCGAGGGCAUCGAUGUUGUAGAGAAAGUGGUUGACAUUGGCGCCAAACCCAUGGAUCAGCAGGAGGGGCGUCCCCCUGUCGUCCCCCUCCACCCUGUAAUUCACCUUGUAGUCACGCCACCGCCAUGCAUGGUACUUGCGCUGCGGGAAGGACGCCGGGUCCUCUGACAGGUUCUUCUCUCGCCGCGGCAAGAAGACCGUCUGGCCUUUCACUCGCGCCUCCACGCCGCUGGUGAGUGCCGGAGUGACGGCUGCGAGGGGGAUAGAGCUGGUCUUGGACGUCAUGUACGGCCGCACCAGGACGGUCUCGUGGUGUGGCGGGGCGGCCAGGUCGAUGUGUGAAUGCGAUCUGAGGACGAAUGCGCUGGCGACGGUGUGGUGAAAGAGAGACGAUAACAGGGGGGACGAGUCCUUGAGGGUGGGGACGAGAAGCAGCGUGCAGAUGAGGGGGAGAGCUACGGAGGUGCAGACGAGCAGGUGGUGCAGGUGGCUGAAGCUCCGCAUGGCCGAGAAUGGGCUGUCAGGGGCACGUGGCACGUGAUGCUGACAGGCAGCCCAAUGCGAUGAGACUCGCGAGAGGUCGGGGAGAUGGUGCAGCCGGGAGGAUGACUAAAAUGCAUAAAGCAUUCAAACCGCCUCCAGUGCUGCCCUCAGCCCGUUGCAGCUCCCCCUGCUUCUUCCCCU
This is a messenger RNA of Vitrella brassicaformis, 2059 nucleotides long. The record is from the annotation of a GenBank genome assembly. NCBI's taxonomy places the organism in Eukaryota, Vitrellaceae.